ACAAAUCUCAAAUCCAGUAAAGAAAAUGGCCAGCCUAGCUAUGUACCAAAACCAUCUUGAUAGAAUUAAGAUCUAUAGAUACAUUUAUGAUGUGGCUAGUUGAAAUUAUUUAGAACAAGAACGAUUCAACAUGAAAGAAUAAAGUUUGUAUACACCAAACAAAUCCAACUUAACGAAAACAUCACUAAACAACAUGGCCGCUCGUGAAAACUACAUUGUUGACAAGUUAGAUGACCUUACUUCUUCACUACACCGUACAACAGAUGUUUUAUCAUCAGCUGAUAGGAUGAUUGAUCAUUACAGAGAUUUGAAUCGUGAACAAGAGCAUGAAAUAGCAAGACUGCAUAUUGAUCUCCAUAAGUUAUCCAGCGACAAAAGGUUCAAUGAAUCAAAGCUUAGAAGUUCGAGGUCACUUCGUAAAGACAAAAAAGAAACAUUUCAUGACACAUCAAGUGAAUUAUCAAGUGAUGAUCAACAAAAAAGAAUGGCAUCUAAAACCCAUAAAAAAUAUUCACCCAGUCCAUCAAGAGUUCAUUUUGAGGGGGAUUCGUUAUCUUCAGACAACGAGAAAGGAAAUUUGAAGCAUUCAAUAGUAAACAUAAAGAGAAGACAAGAUAUGAUUGAAAGAGAGAUACAAAAAGAUAGACAACUACGUAAUGAUGAGCUUGAUAGAUUGGAUUUAACACUCCGUAAACAAUUUGAUGCUUCCUAUCAAGAGGAGCAAGUAAAAACGCAAAUGAAUAAUCAAUUGAGGAAGAUUCAAGAACAGAUUGAAGACGAUCAUAACGAUUGGAGAGAACAGAAAAAAGAAAUUAAAAGCAUUGCAGAUGAAAUGAAAUCUCUAAAGGAUGCUGUGUUGGAUGCAACGACUCCAAAAUCAAAAAAUGUCAAGUCAAGAAUACAUUCGCCAGAAAGGAUGGAAGAGGAAUUAAAUUUAUACAAAAAGAAAUGUUUAAAGGAUGCAGAAAUAAUAAAAUUUCUGAAUGAAGAAGUCCAAAAGAAGGAGAGAGAAUCGAAUGCAUUCCAAUCAACAAUUGGUGAAUUUCAAUCACUUGGUAAAAUGAAGUCAGACCAAUUAAAAUUACUUGAAGAUCAACUACAAUGCGAGAAGAGUGAAAAACACAAACUUUUUCAGGAUCUUGAAGACUUGCAAGUGAAGCUUUUUAAGACGGAAAAGAAGAAUGAAAGUUUUCUGCUGCAACUUUCUACUAUGAAAGCUGACGAAAGAUCUGACCAACUUGCAUAUGAGAGAUUAUCCCAGCAAGUACCUGAGUUAAAACGUUUGUUGGAGAAAAGUGAAAGACAACGAGAUAAAUAUUCUGAGCAUAUGCUUAAAAUCGAUUCAGAAUUAAGCCUUAAAGAAAACAUAAUUGAAAAGUUAUCGAGUGAAGUGAAAGAGAGCAAAAUGAAGAUGCAUGUUCUGGAGAUGGAAUUAGAAAAGCACGUGAAACAAAUAGAAGAAGAAAAAACGAAAUUUGCUGACAUCAAGCAAGAGCUUGACGUUGUUAAAACUGCACUGUCUAAUGCAGAAAAAACAAUACAAAGUUCAGAGCAAAGUCGAAAAGAAUUAAAAGAAAAAGCAUUAAACUCGAUAAGAGAAUAUCGUUCCAAAUGUCGACAGUAUGAGAAACAAUUGCAAAAUGCUGCGGAAUUUGAAAAAACAAAAGAACUGGAGUUAUCCAAAGAAAUGGCAAAUGCCAAGGAAUUGGAAAUCAGUAAUUUAAAACUACAAAAAAAGUACCAAGAAAGUGUUUUUGAACUUGAAAAGUUACAAAAUGACGUGUUGGAGUACGAAAAUAGAUUAUCAGAGCUGGGUUAUGAGAAGUCACAACUUCAAGAAGCACUCUCUGAUGUGAAUGGCGAAGCGAGGCAGGUUAUGAUAUUGCAGAAAGAAAUCCAAGAACUGAAAAACGAGAAGCUAGCGAUAAAUUCACAAUUGCUCGAUGAAAAGAGCAAAAGGAGAGAAUUUGAAUCCUUACUGCGCGACAAUUAUGAAAAAGAUCUUACUUCAAAGGAGGAGAGUUCGGCACUCCAUAAGCAGAUAUUGGAAGAGCGUAACAAUAGAAUGCAAGAAAUAGCAAAAAUGAGAGAGGAAAGUGAGAAAGAUUUUGAAAGGAAACUGGACAAGUUGCGUGAUAAAAUUAAAAAAACAGAAAAUGAAAAGUUGGACCUGGAAAACAAACUGCACGUCUGUAGAGAAGCAAAAGAAGAAGUAGAUAGAAAAUUAGAAGUACAAGUAAAAGAAAAAUCUCUCCUAUUGGACACAGAAAAAGAAUUCAAAGAAAAGAUUCACAGGCUUGCUGAAGAAAACAAAAAAUUAAGAAAACACGUCCAGCUAUCAAAAUUGGAUUCCAAAGAGAAAUUACAAGUACUGGAAUCUCAACUAAAAUUCGAAAAAGACCAAAAUACUGUGCUUCAAGAACGUCUUGAAGUGAACCAAUCCGAAUUGACGCAGUUGAAAGACGUUGCCAAAAUUCUAAUAAAUAUCUCGAAUCGAGAUGCUGAAAAUAUUUUGAAUUUAUUAUCUCAUGAAGAAGAAACGGUACUGCCGGUAAAAGACAUCCCUGAAACUAUUCCGCCGGAACAUCGAAAAUUCUUACUCGAAUUGCGAGAAAAACUCGAUACUAGUUACUCGAUCGCGAAAACUCUUAAACGGAGAUUCCAGCAGCAGAAACUACUGAUAAAGAGAGCUCAAGAAAGAAUAAAAGCACAGCUGAAGGAGAUCAAUGAUGUGAAUCAAACUCAUCGAAAACAGUGUGAAAAGCAAAACGAACAGAUAAACGAACUUCAAAAAUCUCAACUUGCAAAUAAAGAAAGUUUGAUGGAGAAAGAUAGGAAGAUACUGUUGCUUAAGAGUCGUGUUGAUGAACUAACAAAACAUUUAGGAGAAUGCACACGAGCUUUACAUCAAACUACCGAAGCUGAGCAAGAACGCAAAAAUGUCCUUCGAGAAAUUGAACAGUUGAAAAGUGAACACGUGGUCAACAAAAAAAUCGAUGAAAAUUAUUUCAGAGGCUCAGAGAAAAUCGAAGUUUUAACAGAGCAAUUAAACGAGGCGAAAAACUCGUUAAGCCAAAUGCGACAAGACAGUUUAGAUAGUAACAAUUUUACUAACCGUGUAAUUGAAACAUUUGGGUCAGUGAGUCCAGCCAGAAAACGCAAACUGUAUUCGUUUAACUCGCCUCGAUUUAAAAGUACAGUAAGGAAUUUGUUUGAUGGUUCUUCACUUCAGUCAUAUUUUGAAGACUCAAAAGGGGGCUCUCCACCCCGUAGCACUAGCAAACGAACAAUUGAUCCAAUGUCUAUGACUGAUGAAGAGUUUAACGAUAUAUUUAUACAAAAUAAAUCACCAAGAAGGAGUCCGAGAAAAUCAAAGUCCUCUAAGAAGGAGAAUGUGAGGCGGUCAACAGAAAGUAACAAAGAUAAAGAUGGUAAAAAAGUUUCCUAUAAAGAUGAUUAAAUUAUUUAUUUAUUUUAUUUACAAGUAGUUAUAAGAAUUCUAGUAGCAAACGCAUCCACAUUUUUAAGAAACUUAUAGCUUCUAAGAGCUGUUACAUUUCUCAGUGAGGUAUUGUGUUUAACAGUUCUACCAAUUUGUGACGAAAUUUUUUCCAGUCAAAAGAAUUUGUAUUUUGCGGAAGUUAUUUUCGCAAACCAAACAGAUUUUGAUUUUCCCGAUAGCUUCAUUUGCAGAAAGUAUCCUGGCGAUGUGAUGGAAACUGCAAAUGAUUUUUAAAACUCAUCUCUAACAAAAAUUGCGCUUAUAAGGUAGUGUAGAAAUUUGCUUUCGCGAAUUAAUUACCCUGUAAUAUUUCGCAAGCAUAAAAUUUUGUAAAAUUUUCAAAAAAAUCUUCCCGCGAAAUUUGUCCCCUUAAACUAAACGUUGUCAGUCAUUCAAUUUGCUAUUUUGAACAUUUUACCUGAAUUUAGCCAUUACGGUUUAUCAGCAAUUUGCAUAGUUAGCUACUUUUUUAAGUCUUAUAUCUCACGAACUAAAAACAUAUUCAAAAACAUUAAAAAACCUAGACAGCAUUUCAAGCACUUUCAUUUAUAAUGAACUUGUUAUGAACUUUGAGGUAAGCUUCCACCCAAUGGCGGAACAAAUUUUCAAAAACGGACUAGUUACACGAACCAAGUUUAUGCGAAAAUCAAAACUUCAAAAUCGUAAAAUCUAAGAACAUGUUAAGAAAACUAUAAGGCUUUGUGAAGCUUGACUACAUAUUUUUUACAUAAGAAUAAAAACAUAAGAUAAACCUGAAUAAACGAAAGAUGACAAAUAGCUGCAAGCAAACUAAAGAAUAUAUAUAGGGGGAAAGUAGCUGAAUUUAUUCAUAUAUGCUACCCUACAUCAAAAUCAUUUUAUUUGCAGCAAUUAAAAAAUAAUUAGCUGAUUUUAAAAGGUAGAAAGUUAAGAACAAUUUAGGAACAUUUUGAGGCUUCAAAUUGGAAAAGUUAAGAACAUAUGAAGGCUUCUUUCAAAAUGAUCGUUUUUAGAGAAAAAAAACCUGUGACGGACAAAACCACAUACUGCUUGCUGAUGGAUGAUUGAUUAAUUCAUUGAUUGAUUUUAUACUUUCUUUUUUUUUCAAAGAAAUAAGUUAGGCAUUUAUUUGUUUAAAUUCUAAUGGAACUACGUUUUUAAUAUUUUUAUGGAAUUUUAAAAUGUAUAUAUUAUCCUUAGCCUUACAAGAGUGUAUAUGUUUCAUAAAAUGUAGUAAUAUAUAUUUUAAUGUCUAAAAUGAUAUAUUAUCAUGUGGAAAUACUUUUGUUUUUGACUUAUA
This is a messenger RNA of Hydractinia symbiolongicarpus, 4781 nucleotides long. RefSeq names its product kinectin-like. The coding region runs from base 194 to 3460 and encodes 1088 amino acids. NCBI's taxonomy places the organism in Eukaryota, Metazoa, Cnidaria, Hydrozoa, Anthoathecata, Hydractiniidae. The record is from RefSeq and is a predicted model, not a curated record. The transcript has 18 exons.